UACGUAAACUGUUCGAAUAAAAACAUCGUAUUCACUAUAAAUAUUUUAGUUUAUAUAUUAAUUUAUAAAUACAAAUAUGACUGAAAUUAAUGAAUUGGAACAGGCCUUAGUGAUGGUAGCUGCUGAUGCGGAUUCACGAAAUUAUCAAGAAAUAAAUAAUUACCAAACUUCUGAAAAUGAUAAAGAAGUGUGUAAGGAACCAGAAUUUUACAAAAAUGAGGAAGUGGAGGGUGAAUCUUCAAAAUCAGUUGAUAAAGAAACCACUCCAAUUAAGACCCUUAAGAGGAAACUGGAAGAUGAAGAAAUUAUCAAGCCUAAACUGCAUAAAGGUUAUGCAGACGUUGUAGCAAAUCAUUACAAUCAGCUGGAAGAAAAGGGAAUACAAGAAAGGUUAAAGUCUCGUAUUGUCUACUUGAGAAAUUUCCAUAAUUGGAUAAAAAGUAUGCUUAUUAAUGAAUAUUUAACGAAAAUUAAGGAUACCAAGAAACACAAUGCACCUAUCAGAGUACACGAUAUGUGUUGUGGUAAAGGAGGAGACUUACUAAAAUGGAAAAAAGGGAGUAUAACUCAUCUUAUUUGCAGUGAUAUAGCCGAUGUGUCACUUGAGCAGUGUAAAGCUAGAUACACUGAUAUGAAAAGUCGUUUCAGUUGGGAGAGGGGUCCAAGUAUUUAUUCUAUUGAAUAUAUAGCUGGUGAUAGUACUAGAAUGAGACUACGUGAAAAGUAUUCAGAUCCAUCAACAAAAGUUGAUUUAGUUAGCUGCCAGUUCGCUUUCCAUUACAGUUUUGAAAGCCUUCCCCAAGCAGAGUGCAUGUUGCGGAAUGCAGCAGAAUGUCUUAACCCAGGCGGAUAUUUCAUAGCCACAAUACCUGAUGCUAAUGAAAUUGUUGCUAGGGCCAAGAGGGCCCAAAGCAAUACUUUUGGAAACAAUGUUUACGAAGUUUCAAUUGAUUUUGACAUUAACAAGCCUCCUUUAUUUGGUGCUAAAUACAAUUUCCAACUUGACGGUGUUGUAAAUUGUCCAGAAUUUUUAGUUCAUUUUCCUACCCUAGUUAAACUAGCAAAAAGGUUUGGUUUAAAACUAGUGAAAGCUGAAAAAUUUCAUGAUUAUUUCCAAAGAUGGAAAGAUGAAGGAAGACAUUUGUUAAGUAAUAUGAGAAGUUUACAAAGUUAUCCAUGUACAGAUAACUCAAAUUUGGUUGGAACAGAUCCUUUAGAUUAUCAACAUGCCGAGGAAUAUAUUAAACAAUAUAAAAGAGAUGACAUAAGAAUUGGAACCUUAUCUAAAUCAGAAUGGGAAGUUACAUCUCUUUACAUUACAAUGGCAUUUGAAAAAGUGAAAAAUACUUGGAAUAAAGAUGGUACUCCUGUUUACAACAUAUGAUAGAUUAUAUACUAUUUUAUAAUUUGAGUUAUCAUUUGUUGGUUUAUAGACUUUGAAAUAAAAUAUAUGCAUAUAUAAAAAAGUAAAAUAAA
Messenger RNA from Diorhabda carinulata, 1476 nucleotides. It is a transcript of the gene Rnmt, whose product is annotated as mRNA cap guanine-N7 methyltransferase. Lineage: Eukaryota; Metazoa; Arthropoda; Insecta; Coleoptera; Chrysomelidae. The transcript is spliced from 4 exons. Gene Ontology annotation, molecular function: mRNA 5'-cap (guanine-N7-)-methyltransferase activity. Gene Ontology annotation, biological process: 7-methylguanosine mRNA capping. The record is from RefSeq and is a predicted model, not a curated record. Gene Ontology annotation, cellular component: nucleus. The coding region runs from base 77 to 1384 and encodes 435 amino acids.